Messenger RNA from Carassius carassius (crucian carp), 4572 nucleotides. It is a transcript of the gene pde2a, whose product is annotated as cGMP-dependent 3',5'-cyclic phosphodiesterase. The transcript has 30 exons. Gene Ontology annotation, molecular function: 3',5'-cGMP-stimulated cyclic-nucleotide phosphodiesterase activity; protein homodimerization activity; 3',5'-cyclic-GMP phosphodiesterase activity. NCBI's taxonomy places the organism in Eukaryota, Metazoa, Chordata, Actinopteri, Cypriniformes, Cyprinidae. Bases 117 to 2954 code for a protein of 945 amino acids. Gene Ontology annotation, cellular component: mitochondrial matrix; mitochondrial inner membrane; cytosol. The record is from RefSeq and is a predicted model, not a curated record. Gene Ontology annotation, biological process: positive regulation of gene expression; negative regulation of receptor guanylyl cyclase signaling pathway; cGMP catabolic process.
AUCAUCAUCAUCAGCAUCAUCUCCGCUCUCUUACCGGCAGCGGGAAACCUCUUCCUCCUCCUCAUCCUCUUCAUCAGCGCGAUCCGUCGGUACCGGCGUCCGCGGCGCGAUGCGCGAUGGGUCAGGCGUGCGGACACUCGCUGCUCUGCCGUAGCCAGCAGUACCGGACCCCGGUGGCGGCCGAACUACGCGGACAGCAAGUGUUUCUGAGAGCUGACGACACACCUGCCCUGUCCUCCCUACAGGAUGCAUUGCUGCAGUUGGCCUCCGUUGUUGAUGUCAGCAGCCUUCAGACGACCAUCAAAGAUGUGCUCAGAGUUGUCCUGCCAAACGUGGAGUGUGUGUUCGUGUACCUGUUGGAGGCGGAGUCUCGGCUGCGAUGUGAGGAUCCGCCCCAUGAGGUGCCGCCAGAGGGCAAGCUCAGAGACGCAGUGAAGCAGCAGAAGAGACUGCAGUGCUCCGGCCUGCCAUCAGCAGAACUACACCAGAAACAGAGCGGCUCGCUGAGCACACCGCUGCCGGCCCACAAACAAGCGCUCGUGAUUCCUCUGGUGGACGGUGAUGAAGGGAAGGUGAUCGCUCUGAUUCUGCUCUGCUGUAAACCACUGACAGAACAAGAUGAACAAAACCUCACCAUCCUGGAGAAACAUCUCACUGUGGCCUGUAAGCGAGUCAGAGACAUUCAGAGAUGCUCCAAACGGCCACACACUCAAUCCCACAAUGCACCAGUGGAGCCCAAAACCAGCGUACAGGCAGAGGACUACAGAGAGCUCGACCGCAAAAUCCUACGGCUGUGUGGUGAGCUGUAUGAUCUGGACGCCGCCUCCCUGCAGCUCAAAGUCAUCAACUAUCUGCAGACAGAGACUCAGUCGCAGUGCUGCUGUUUACUGCUGGUCUCUGAAGACAACCACCAGCUCUUCUGUCAGGUUGUCGGAGAUAAAGUUUUGGAAGAGGAAAUCAGUUUCCCGCUUAUGUUCGGUCGGUUCGGGCAGGUGGUGGAGACAAAGACAUCCAUUAGACUACAGGACGUCAGCCAGGAGGAGCGCGGGUUACUGAGCAGUUUGUUGGGGUUCGAGCCGAGCUCUAUGCUCUGUGUUCCUGUUACCAGUCAAGCCACUGGACAGAUGGUGGCGCUAGCGUGUACCUUCAACAAACUGGGCGGACAGAGGUACAUGGAGGAGGAUGAGCAUGUGAUCCAGCACUGUUUCUGUUACACAUCGACGGUUCUCACCAGCACACUGGCCUUCCAGAAGGAGCAGAAACUCAAGUUCGAGUGUCAGGCUCUGCUGCAAGUGGCUAAAAACCUCUUCACACACCUCGAUGACGUGUCUGUGUUACUGCAGGAGAUCAUCAUCGAAGCCCGAAACCUGAGCAACGCUGAGAUUUGUUCUGUGUUCCUGCUCGAUCACUUCAGUCAUGAGCUCGUGGCCAAAGUGUUCGAUGGAGGAGUCGUGAACGAUGACGAGAAGGAGUUUCGUAUCCCGGCGGAUCAGGGCAUCGCUGGUCACGUGGCCACCACCGGGAAAAUCCUCAACAUCAAGGAUGCGUAUUCCCACCCUCUGUUUUACCGCGGUGUGGAUGACAGCACGGGCUUCAGGACCAGAAACAUCCUCUGCUUCCCCAUCAAAGAUGAGAACGAAGAGGUGAUCGGUGUGGCAGAACUGGUGAAUAAAACCAACGGCCCGUGGUUCAAUCGUUUCGAUGAGGAUCUGGCAACCGCCUUCUCCAUCUACUGCGGCAUCAGCAUCGCUCAUUCUCUGCUGUAUAAGAAGGUCCAUGAGGCUCAGUUUCGCAGUCAUCUGGCCAAUGAGAUGAUGAUGUACCACAUGAAGGUGUCGGAGGAGGAGGUCACUAAACUCCUGCACAGCGGCAUCGAGCCGGUCCAGAAAAUCCACCCGGACUUCUCUGAGUUCACGUACACGCCGCGCUCUCUGAUGGACGACAGCACUCCGAUGGGUAUCCUGAGCAUGUUUGAAGACAUGGGCUUCAUCAACACCUAUAAGAUCAACCUGCACACUUUAGCCAGGUUUUGUCUGAUGGUGAAGAAGGGCUACAGAGACCCUCCGUAUCACAACUGGAUGCAUGCCUUCUCCGUCUCACACUUCUGUUAUCUGCUUUACAAGAACCUACAACUGUCCAACUACCUCGAAGAUAUAGAGAUUCUGGCGCUCUUCGUGUCCUGCAUGUGUCACGAUCUGGACCAUAGAGGAACCAACAACUCCUUCCAGGUGGAUUCGCAAUCUGUCCUAGCUGCCCUUUACAGUUCAGAGGGAUCUGUGAUGGAGAGACAUCACUUCGCUCAGGCCAUCGCCAUCCUCAACACACAAGGCUGCAACAUCUUUGAGAAGUUCUCCAGAAAGGAUUAUCAGCGGAUGCUGGAUCUGAUGAGAGACAUCAUCCUGGCCACAGAUCUGGCUCAUCACCUGAGGAUCUUCAAGGACCUGCAGAAGAUGGCUGAUGCUGGUUAUAACCCGAAGAGACAAAGCCAUCGCAGUCUGCUGCUGUGCCUCCUCAUGACCUCCUGUGACCUCUCUGACCAGACCAAGGGCUGGAAAACCACCAGGAAGAUCGCGGAGCUGAUCUACAAAGAGUUCUUCUCUCAGGGAGAUCUGGAGAAGGCGAUGGGAAACAGACCCAGUGAGAUGAUGGAUCGUGAGAAAGCCUACAUCCCUGAACUCCAGAUCAGCUUCAUGGAGCACAUCGCCAUGCCAAUAUACAAGCUCCUGCAGGAGAUUUUCCCGCGUGCGGCUGAGCUUUACGAGCGUGUGGCUGCUAACCGCGAGCAGUGGGCCAAAGUCUCGCACAAGUUCACCAUCCGCGGACUACCGAGCAACAACUCGCUGGACUUCCUGGACGAGGAGUUCGAGCUGCUGCAGUCUCAAGGCGCCUUCGGAGACGAUUCGCACCGCAUGAACGGAUGCCUGGACGACGACUGCGACAAACACGGCCAGUGACGUCACUGAUGCAUUGUGUCUUGGGAAAUUCAGUAGUUACCGACGAGGCUUUGAGGAAAGGUUCGUUGUCUCCUUUCUGCCCUUGCUUUGGAGACGGGUUUUGCAGGAUGAAGGAUGGAUGAUGCUGCGCCUUUGGCGGAGUGUUUAAUAUUACACAGACAUUUGGACUGAAAAAGUCAGAUUCUCAGUGGCCCCAUUGUAAUAGCUAAACAUUUGAAUGUGAAAAUGAAAACUCAUAUAUCACCUAAACAACUAGUUGUAACACUUAGCCCAGUGUUACAUUUGUACAAGUUGUAACAGUUCCAGGAGUCUAGUGAUACAUGUUUAAAUCAGUGUUCCAGCUGCCUGCUGUUACAGUGUUACAUUUUUGAAACUUGUAACAAUUCCAGAAGCCUGUUGUUACAGUUUUAGAGCUUGUAACACUUCCUGCUGCUUGGUGUUACAUUUUUACAACUUGUAACAAUUCCAGCAGCCAGUGUCACAUUUUUCUUUUAUUUUUUUUAGACCUUGUAAUAAUUCCAGCUGGCAAGUUUUUAGAAUUUGUAACAAUUCCAGCAGCCUGGUGUUAGUUACAUUUCUAGAACCUGUAAGAAUUCCAGCAUUCAGAUGUUACAUGUUUAAAACUUGCAACAAUUCUGGGAGCCCAGUGUUUUUCCAGCUGUCCAAUGUUACAUUUUUAUCGUUUUUAUUUUAGUAGUUAUUUUGUUGCACAUCCAAGAAGCAGUUAACUGAAAUCCUACAAGAAAAAACGAAGCCACUGUUUUCUUUUCUGCGUCCUCAGCGUACAGAAAUUGUCAGUCGAAACAGAUCUUUGGAUAAUUCAUCUACCAAUUCCACCCCGCAGACGUCAGUUCUCCCUGUUUCCACAGAAAAACACAACACAACAGCAUUUCUCCAUUCCCCAGAUCCCCAAACCCAAAGCAAUCGUUGGAAGUCUCAGUCAAGCGUGUGUGACGUUAAAACACACAGACUCCGGAGACCUUCUGAAAGAGACGUGGAGGAACUGUUUGAAGCUCUGUACAUAUAGUUGUGUGUUUUAAAGGGCUACGCGGCCCUCACGCUUUUCUUUCUCAGGAUGGCAGAAUGUGUGCAUCUAAUGGAUCUUGCCUUACAAAUGUUUGCGUUGCCUUCCUGAGUGACUUUAAAAGAGAUCUAUGUAUAAAACCGUUCGGCCUGUCUAUGUACAGUUCUGAAGCUACAUGGAUAUAUAGAGAUAUCUAUUUGCGGUGUGUACAUGUGUGUUUGCACAGCUGUGACGGUAAUAAGUGCAUUUGCCACAGGCCACAAAGGAACAGAAGACAAUGAGAGUGAUGUCAGUUUUAUGAUUUAACCUGAUGUCAGUUUAAUAUUAACCUGCAGUGGAGUGUGAAUUUCACAAAAACUCCAUCAUAUUUCACAGCAAAUUCAAAAGAAUAAAAUAAGUUACAUUGAAUUUUAUGAUAAAAAUGUUGCAUUAAAUAUUAAGACUGUUUUUAACUCCAAUAUCAUUGUAAUAACUUUUUUUCAUUAAUGUCAUAAUGAAAAAUUUCAAUGAUAUAAUGGUCCUAAAAACAUGUCUUCAUGCUAAUUUUUAUUUAUUUAUUUAUUUUACAUUAAUUAUGACCUGCUGUAUUUGAAA